GAGAAGGAAGGAGCGCAUACCAAAGAGCUCAACAGUGUGUGUCGUGUCCGAAUGCUUUCAACUCGUAGAAUCUUAGCUCUAACGAAAGAGGCAAAGGAUUUGUUUUUGUCGCUCCAAGCUCGAUUCCUCUCUACAGAAUACUAUGACCCACCAUUCUCCCCUCUCUCCAAACCCUCUAAACCGAAGAAGACGAAGACGAAGAAACCACCCCAGCAAGACCAGUCGUCGGAGCCACCGGUGAAUAACCCACCGGCGCCGGCGACUUCAGACCUCCCUUUCGAUUUCAGGUAUUCCUAUUCAGAAACCAACCCCGCAAUCGAACCGAUCGGAUUCCGCGAACCGAAACGGUUUUCUCCAUUCGGACCGGGUCGAUUGGACCGGAACUGGACUGGCACUUGCGCUCCUGCUUCUCCUGAGAGUGAUGAUCAGAGGCGAUGGGCGGAGGAGAGAGUGAAGAUUCUCGGCGAGGCGUUAACGGAGGAGGAGGUGAAUGAGCUCGUUGAACGGUAUCGUCACAGUGAUUGUUCACGCCAGAUCAAUCUUGGGAAAGGAGGAGUCACUCACAAUAUGAUAGGUGACAUUCAUAACCAUUGGAAGAAAGCUGAGGCUGUGAGGAUUAAAUGUUUGGGAGUGCCUACUCUUGACAUGGACAACAUUUGUCACCACCUCGAGGAAAAAUCUGGUGGGAAGAUUGUGUACAGGAACAUAAACAUACUAGUUUUGUACCGGGGAAGGAACUAUGAUCCGAAGAAUCGUCCCAUCAUACCACUCAUGUUGUGGAAGCCUUACCCACCAAUAUAUCCAAGACUUGUUAAGAAUGUUGCAGAUGGUUUGACAUUUGAAGAGACCAAAGAGAUGAGAAACCGUGGGCUUCACACUCCUGCUCUUAUGAAACUUACUAGGAACGGUGUCUACGUUAAUGUCGUGGGGAGAGUGAGGGAGGAGUUUGAAACAGAAGAAGUUGUGCGACUAGAUUGCACUCAUGUUGGGAUGAGUGAUUGCAAACGGAUCGGUGUGAAGCUAAAGGAUUUGGUGCCAUGUGUUCCUAUUUUGUUUAAAGAUGAGCAGAUCAUACUCUGGAGAGGGAAGAAGAAUUGAGAUGAAAGAGGAUGAAACUUUUUAUCAUGAAACUAUAAUAAUGUGACCUGGACAAAAUCCAACUGUGAAAAUUUGAUCCUGAAACAGUGAUCAUGUGAUCUGAUUAUAUAUUUUCUUGUAAAAACAGUUUUGUGUCUUUCAACUUAUAUGAUUAGAAGAAUGAGCACAGCUCCGGAAGUGUUUUUUUUUCCUG
Raphanus sativus (radish) is the source of this 1291-nucleotide messenger RNA. Its product is annotated as CRS2-associated factor 2, mitochondrial. The transcript has 5 exons. Gene Ontology annotation, biological process: Group II intron splicing. Bases 52 to 1098 code for a protein of 348 amino acids. The record is from RefSeq and is a predicted model, not a curated record. Lineage: Eukaryota; Viridiplantae; Streptophyta; Magnoliopsida; Brassicales; Brassicaceae. Gene Ontology annotation, molecular function: RNA binding.